Messenger RNA from Microthlaspi erraticum, 1506 nucleotides. NCBI's taxonomy places the organism in Eukaryota, Viridiplantae, Streptophyta, Magnoliopsida, Brassicales, Brassicaceae. The record is from the annotation of a GenBank genome assembly.
AUGGAGAAGGAUACAGAAACUAGGGUUUUGGUAUCAAACGAAGAUCAUGAAGAACAGCCAUUGUUACCGCGUUCCAUGGUGAUCUCUCUCUAUCUCGGCUAUUUUCUUGCUCGAUGGGGCGCAAGAACGUGGGAAUUCUCAGUAGCUCUGUAUAUGAUAUACCUGUGGCCAAACUCUCUGUUUCUCACCGCCUUGUACGGCGCUGUAGAAUCCGGCUCCACCGCCGUUUUCGGUCCCAUCGUUGGCCAAAUGAUCGAUGGGAUGAGCUACGUUAAGGUUCUUAAGCUCUGGCUUGUUACUCAAAACCUCUCCUUCCUUGUCGCUGGUGGUUCCGUCGUUGCUCUCCUGCUCGUUCCUGAUCUCAAGUCUCACAAUUUCCCUCUCUUCGUAACGUUGAUCGUGUUGACGAAUCUCUCUGGCGCCAUUGGAGUUCUCUCGACUCUCGCAGGAACCAUUCUUGUCGAACGAGACUGGGUUGUGGUUAUGUCGGAAGGACAUCCACCGGAUGUUUUAACAAACAUGAAUGCUGUGAUCAGAAGCAUAGACUUGAGCUCGAAGCUUCUGUCUCCGGUAAUCACUGGUAUGAUCAUUAGUUUCGUCUCUCUGGAAGCAUCAGCGAUCACAUUCGCAGCUUGGGCUACUGUGACGGUGUGGAUCGAAUAUUGGCUGUUUAACGCUGUUUACGAAGGUGUUCCUGCGAUAGUACAAAGCGAUGAAAGAAGGCGUUUGAGGUUGACUCAAUCGCAAAGAGAAAAGACAGAUAUUGCAACUCCUCUGUUACAGAGAACCGAGGAGGAUAGUACACAGAGUAAAAGAAGCGGAAACAUGAGGAUUCUUGAGAGAAUCUCAGAGUCUUCUUUCGUCGGCGCGUGGAGGAACUAUCUAGGUCAAGAAAUUGUGCUCCCUGGAGUUGCUUUAGCGUUAUUGUUCUUCACUGUCCUCAGUUAUGGAACAUUGAUGACGGCGACAUUGGAGUGGCAAGGGAUACCAACUUAUAUCAUUGGUUUAGGGAGAGGAGUAAGCGCCGGUAUUGGACUAGCUGCAACGGUCGUGUACCCUAUAGUGCAGUCCCGUCUCUCACCGCUCAGAACCGGACUCUGGUCCUUCUGGUCUCAGUGGACUUGUCUUUUGGUGUGUGUUGUAUCGAUUUGGGUUGCAAAGGGGGACACCGCAUCAUACAUGCUCAUGGCUGGAGUUGCUACUUCUAGGCUUGGCUUGUGGAUGUUCGAUCUCUCCAUUAUCCAACAAAUGCAGGAUCUUGUACCGGAACCGGACCGAUGUGUGGUUGGAGGUGUACAAAACUCGUUGCAAUCGGCUCUUGACUUGCUGGCUAAUGUUUUGGGUAUUAUUGUUUCUGAUCCCAAGGAUUUUUGGAUAUUGACGUUAUUCUCAUUUGGUACAACUUCGUUAGCCGGGAUUCUCUACACUGUUCAUCUCUACCGUAUCCGAAAACACAUAUUUCACUGGGACAAGAUUCCAGUUUUUAACAAACUUUUGGUUUCAUGA